UUUAUGGGCCCUACUCAGCUGGCAUAUCAGCAUCUGCACUAUAGCUCCCAUCUAUUCUUAGGUGAUAUCAGAACACGACUGAGCAGUGCCUGCUUGUUGCCUUUUGAAAGAGGUACAAAAUGGCUUACAGCGUGACUCUGAAUGGACCUGGACCAUGGGGUUUCCGUCUGCAAGGGGGCAAGGACUUCAACAUGCCCUUGACAAUCUCCAGAAUCACCCCUGGCAGCAAGGCAGCACAGUCACAGAUGAACCAAGGGGACCUUGUGGUAGCCAUUGAUGGAGUCAACACUGACAGCAUGACCCACUUAGAGGCCCAGAACAAGAUCAAGUCAGCCAGCCACAACUUGAGCCUCACUCUUCAGAAAUCUAAACGUCCCAUGCCAGUUUCAACCACAGCACCCAGAAUUGACUCUCCCAGGGCUGUAAUUCCCCACCAGAAGGUCAUAACCAACACCGUUUCCAACAUGGAGUCCCCGGAGCGUUUCAACCCCAAUGUCCUGAAGGACUCUGCCCUCUCUACGCACAAACCCAUUGAAGUGAAAGGCCUGGGUGGCAAGGCUACUAUAAUUCAUGCCCAGUAUAACACCCCGAUCAGCAUGUAUUCCCAAGAUGCUAUCAUGGAUGCAAUUGCAGGCCAGGCACAAGCCCAGGGUGGAGAAUUUGCUGGUACCCUUCCUAUUAAAGAUCCUCACAUAGACAGUGCCUCUCCAGUGUAUCAGGCUGUGCUUAAAACUCAGAACAAGCCUGAAGAUGACCCUGAAGACUGGAGCCGCCGUUCUGCCAACCUGCAGUCCAGGUCCUUCCGCAUCCUGGCCCAGAUGACUGGAACUGAGUACAUGCAAGAUCCAGAUGAAGAAGCCCUGAGGAGGUCAAGAAAUACAAGCCAGUCAUAUACACCAAUGCCAGUUUCUGGAAGCUAUGCUGAAAGUCCUGCUCCUUCUGCUACUUCAAAACCCAGAGUUGUUACAACUGCCAGCAUAAAGCCCUCUGUCUAUCAGCCAGCACCAGCACCAGUUCAUUCCUACACCCCUGCCAACGCUGAGCCUGCAAGUCGCCCUCCCUGGGUAACAGAUGACUCCUUUUCCCAGAAAUUUGCACCCGGGAAAACCACCACCACUGUCACAAAGCACAUCCAGCCCAGGGGUGCUUCAGUACCAUCUCCUGCCUCAACUUCUGCUUACCCAUCUCCAGUUUCAACUUCCUCCCAUGGUCCUGCAUUAGCCCGGGGAACAGUUCAGAGGGCUGAGCGUUACCCAGCCAGCAGCCGAACUCCUCUCUGUGGGCACUGUAACAACAUCAUUCGGGGUCCUUUCCUGGUAGCUAUGGGUCGCUCUUGGCACCCAGAAGAAUUCAAUUGUGCUUACUGCAAGACAUCUUUGGCUGAUAUGUGCUUUGUGGAAGAGCAGAAUAGUGUGUACUGUGAGCGCUGUUAUGAGCAGUUCUUUGCACCAUCCUGUGCCAGAUGUCACACUAAGAUCAUGGGGGAAGUGAUGCAUGCCCUGAGACAGACUUGGCACACAACCUGCUUUGUCUGUGCUGCGUGUAAGAUGCCGUUUGGGAACAGCCUCUUCCACAUGGAGGAUGGGGAACCCUACUGUGAGAAAGAUUACAUUGCUUUGUUCAGCACAAAAUGCCAUGGCUGUGACUUCCCUGUUGAAGCUGGAGAUAAAUUCAUUGAAGCUCUUGGACACACUUGGCAUGACACCUGCUUUAUCUGUGCUGUAUGCCAUGUGAAUUUGGAAGGUCAGCCAUUCUACUCUAAGAAGGAUAAGCCACUGUGCAAAAAGCAUGCCCAUGCCAUCAAUAUUUAAAAGAAGAGUUGGCACUCAGUAAUGCCGAGGGAAAAGAGAUGAGUAACUGGGCAAUGAUAAAGUUGAUAACCAUGGCUAGUGUUUCUCUUGGUAAAAGCUAGGAAGUUGAUACUCUUGAAAUUUAACCUCUUUCAUAAAUGCAGAACAUGCUUUUGCAAAGUUACUACAAAAACCUACUGAGUGAACAGCUAAAAACAAAUUAACUGGUCCGUUAUUAGGGCAAGAGUUGUGGGACAUACUGAAAUUAACUAAAAAGUGUAAUAUAAAAAGUUAUGUCUGAAUACAAUUUCAAAAUACCCACAGCAGUUUUACUGCUUAGACCACACACUGGUGUUUAAAAACAAGUGGAAAAGUCCUUUAGUAAUAAGUAAUUUUCUUUCUUAACAAGAAUAAGUGCCACAUGUACAAUAAUCUGUAGAACUGAAGGCCAUAGCUUUCAAAGGGCAAUAAAGAAAUUAGGGUUUCCUCUAUGAAAAGUGAGUGCUAUUGCAUUACAUUGUGGUGCUUCCUCAUAGCGUCAAAUAUUCUAGGUUCUUUCCAAAUAAAAAGUCUGCCUUGAAUUCAUAUGUAGCUGGAAAGCCUAGUAGAGAAUCCAUAACUUAGUUUGAAAAUAAAGUGGAAACAGAAUUUUUUCCUUCCAUAACUCAGUAAGACUGAGAAAAGCAUGUCAGUCUCACCAGUGCAUUUGGCUUAUAACACGCACAGGAGAUUAAUUCACUUUCACAUCAUAAUGGAAAAGGACAACUGGCUUUCUCCAGAUUGCUCUUACAUUGAAUGGAAGAGAGAUGGUUGGCAGGGCCAGCUUUUAAUUUGAAGCUAGUUUUCUUUAUUCUUGUGGGGAAAAAAAAAAUUCCAAGUUGCUUUAGUCUCCAAUUCCCAUUGGUAUCAUUGGGAGGUAGGAAUCUGCCUUCCUCCCACCAUGAACACAGAAGGGAGGCAUCCACCAUAGCACAGCUAGGGAAUGGGAGACAGGUUGCAAAAGCUCCCUGCUUUAUUCCACAGAUUUAGGAAGAGGACACUUUUUUUUUUCCUAUUUUGUAAAUUAACAUCGAUUUAUGAUUCAAAAGGCAGCAUAACACCACAGGCACAUACUCUUUAUUACUACCAUUAGUUUAAAUGCAACACAUCCUUAAUUACAGCAGUGUUUGCCAUUGUAAAAGAGUAGAUGGACUCCAGCAAUUAGGAUAACCACACAGUGAUCUUUUCUAAUAUUUAAAGAAUAAUUUUCAACUUUUCUAAACAGUUAUAUGCAAAAGAGCAAUACUUGUAGCACUGAUAAUACUUUCGAAUGUUUAAUUUUAAAUAUGAAUUACUUUUCUAUUGGAGGUAGCACUUCUGUCUGUUGGAAAAUUGAGAUUAAGUGGAAAGUCUGAUCACUGAUCAAGUUUUAUUAAUUUCUUUAAGUGAGAAUUACGAUGUGUACAUUGACAGCUUUCAGUACUAACAGUUUUGAAUUAGUAUUUCUGAGGCUGAGGAUGCAUUCUGUGGGACACAUCAAGGUGCCAUCUGCACCCUAUUUUACCUUGUCUUUUGAGUAACAAGAAAUCACAUAGUAUCAGUUGAGUUUUCCUUCUGGAUAACACCUGUUUUAAGAAAACUGGCGUGUCUUUUCAGGGAUAAAGAACUAUGCACAGCUGGGGAGGGAAUAAAAGAAAUUUGGAGUUCUAAUAAAUGAAUUGAGAUGCAGGCAGUCUGCAUCUUGGACAAAAAUAAAAACCUGAACUGCCCGUGGCAGUUUUGACAUAUAUGACCUAUAUUUAUUCAGCAGGUAUCUUAAUUCUCCCAGAUCUGAGUGCCAUAGGGUCAGAUUUUUACACACAUGAAUUAUUCUAACAGACUUGUUAAUUAUAUGCAAAGUCUUUUUUUUUUCUUUAGCAAACAAAUUUUCUGUUUUCAGUUGGUGCUGGGCUGGUGUGAAUAUGGUUCCACAGAUUACAAAAUCCAAAGAUUUGGCCCAUAAUAUUCUCUAGAGAAAUAAAUUGUAAUCAUGGAAUUAUUUUUUCACUCAUACUUCACUUCAUUAAAUACUUUUUCAUAACAGUAAGGCAACUCUAGAUUUCCUUUUAAUUUUUGAAUGUCAUUCAACAAAACAGUGUUUAUUUUUCUCCUAUUUAGGAGAAUUCAUAUCGGCAUAUUAUUUACCAUUGAAGAUAUUCUUUAGGCAGAUUUCUAUGUUACCCACUGUCUGGGAAUAGCUUCUUACUAUCACCAUCAAAACAGGGAUUCAUACUCCUUCAGAGGACACAAAACAUCAGGGUCUGUGAUGCCUCAGAAGAGAUCUUUCCCCUCCGAUCUGUGUGUCUUUGUGCAUGGCUCUCUGUUUCACUAAAAGCUCCCUCUCUACUAGCAAUGUGAAGGAUAAAGCAUUUUAGGAGAUGGUCAGAGCUCCAGGGCUGCAGUUUAGGCAGGGGUACAGCCUGUGCAGAGAUGCUGGUAGGCAGCAUAGCUGGGACAUUCACAGGGGAGCCCAGAUUUCCAGCCCGUGAGUUGCUGGGGUGGACAGGGGUGUGGGAGACAGGAGUCUGUGUGGGCAGGAAAAGGCAGGUUUGGAUCAGAGAAGGGAGGGCACCUGCAUCAGCCAGAAUGUAAGGCCUCUGGUUGAGUGUGAAAAGAUGAGGUGAUGAGCAGAGAGGAAGCUCUUCUGAAGCAGGAGCUGGAGGAGGGGAAACAGCGAGGUAAGGACAGUUUCAUCAAGCUGACAUAUUAGAUAGUUGGGGUGGGGUAGAAGGGGGGGUGGGAGGAGGAGCCAGGAUGACUCCCUACAGUCAGGGAAAGGGCUUGAAGGAAGAAAUCAGGGUACAAGUAGCUCACAGUAAUCCAGAGAGAUACUAUGAAUAUGAAUAGAGGGGUGAGCAAGGAUUGGGAUACAGGAUCCAAUCUUGUAAUUUGAAGUUAGUUCUGCAGAAAGGUGAAUGUAUAUUAUAUAUAUUGUACGCAUAGCUGAGCUAGCUAUGAGAGUGGCACCAGUGAGAAUGCAGCAGCACAGACUUCAGUGGGAGCCACACCAGCUUGAGAGAGUCCUGAAAAUUUCACUGGGAAAAUUUCCUUUUCACUGGGAGCUGUACUAACUUGAAAGAGGCCUGAAAUUUUCAUUGGACAGAUAACCUGCACUGCAACACAUCCCUGAUUCCAGCUGGUGUCUGAGCAAGUGAGAUUAAAGCUAGUUUACAUAUCACUAUAGGAGGUACAGUGAUAUCUCUGAAUGAAGAACAGAGAUACCCUGAGGAUUAUCAUGUAAUAAAUUUCCUGUUUUAACUUGUGCUGCUUCAUAAUGUGGUCCAAAAAUAGGAUACCCACCCUUGAUAUCUAUAUUAAGAUAAAAUUUUUGCACAUAUCUGAACCAGAAAUUUGUGAAUAAUAAGGUAGUAUUUCAACUUUCACGGGGGUAAAAUACCACAUAAUGGUUGAUACUCUUCUGCCACGUGUCACCCUUGUGAUAUGGGGGCAAGAAACAUGCAUAUAUACAUAUAUAUAUACACACACACAAAUAUAUAUAUUUAAAAAUAAGCAGAAUUUGGCUCUUCAACUACCCCUGAACAUAAAUGCUGUACAAAAAUAUGCAAGACAAUGUGUACUUGUUUAUGUUUUAUGUCUUGUAAUAGAUGCUUGGGACAAGUUCCUCUAAAUGUUUCUCCUGAUUCUCAUUAAUGUGGGGUUUUACAUACUAAAACAAAGAUACUGUACCACUGAAUGAUCAACUAAAAAGACCAGUCUUUUAUCUCACUAAAACAUGUUCAGUAACUUUUCAGUCAAAAGCUUCAAACACUAUAUUAAUGUUUUUCUUCUUGUCUGUUAUUUUUGCAGAACAGGGUAAAUUAGAUGCUUCCAAAGAAGACUGCUUUUAUUAUCUGGAAAUAAAAAAAUGAGUGGGAAAAAACCCCACUCAUUACUUCUUUUUUUUGGUAGUUCUUACUGUAUUUGAUUUACACAUUAGGCAUUUCUAAAAUCCAUACAAAACAAGUAAAAAUAUUUUACUUUGGUCCUUCAGUGGUCAGUACUUUGAACGAAAUGUUUUGUUAAAGAUUAUCUGUAUUUAUGUUUAAUAAUGUGAAUGUCCACAGCACUGAACAAACUUAUUAGUGUCUAAUGCUGGGCACACUAAUGUUUAUUUUCAAUACUUGUCUCCUAGUAGCAGAUACUAAUUUGUUUAGUAUUUAUAAACAUCAGAAUUUGAAGCUGAGUGAUUUCUUGCCUGCAGUGACCAUAUUAGAAGUCUAGGUUUUAUAAUAUAUUGACAUGUUGACUUGAUGCCACAAGUGCCCUUGCUUUUACAUCUAUAUUUUUUCUUAAGUUCCUAGUUAUUUCAGAAACAGACUGUAGUGUGGUUUAUGAGGUGUGAGUAACUACCUUGCAUGGAUUAUCUGUGCCAACAUGAAUAAGACAGUCUAGUAAUAAAAGGAAUGUGCAAAUACAGUUAAACCUUUAUGAUUUGUGCAUAUUUUUAUGGCAUGUGAACAGCUGACAGCUUUCAGCCAUGUAACACUGAUAAGAAAGCACACAAAACUUGUACUCUCUACUUCAGACCUGAAAAUAAAAAUUAAAAGCAUUGGUUUCAAGCUUUAUUGUA
Messenger RNA from Calypte anna (Anna's hummingbird), 6378 nucleotides. It is a transcript of the gene LDB3, whose product is annotated as LIM domain binding 3. The coding region runs from base 120 to 1811 and encodes 563 amino acids. The transcript is spliced from 14 exons. Gene Ontology annotation, cellular component: stress fiber; filamentous actin; adherens junction. Gene Ontology annotation, molecular function: muscle alpha-actinin binding; actin binding. The record is from RefSeq and is a predicted model, not a curated record. Lineage: Eukaryota; Metazoa; Chordata; Aves; Apodiformes; Trochilidae. Gene Ontology annotation, biological process: heart development; muscle structure development; actin cytoskeleton organization.